AUGGACUGGUAUGAUAACAUUUUUGAUGUCAUGGAUGACAAUGAAGACGUACUGGAAUAUACACCACAAGAGUUGAAUCGAUUCUACAAGUCUGCCCAGUUUCAAUCGAACAUUGAAGAAGAUCCGAUCGACGAUGAGCAAAUCACCGAAGAUGUCGACAUGAUCUUUCUCGAUAAUCACACUGAUCAUGCGCAACCAACGACAGCAGCAGCAGCAGCAACAGAAAAGGAAGACGACCAAGACGCCGCAUUAUCACAAAGAUUUAGUCAGUUGUCAACAGAGGAUGCUUACGAACAACUCAUUGACAAUACUAGCCUUAAGAGACGGCGAAGCACAUCGAAAAGUGUCGAUGUCAUUUCAAAAAGGUUUAAACUGACUCCUGACAACAAUAUAGAAAGAGUUGAUAUCAAAGAUGACUUCAAACAAGAGAAAUUCGAUGACGACACACCAGCUUAUCUAUCAUUGACAAAUACAGCUUUUCUUCGUGUCAUCAAGAAUAUCCAAGCUGUCCAAAGCACAUUCAGUGCAACUGACUUGCAAACCAUAGCCACAUCGAUGCAUCAUAUUGCUGCUCUUCGUUUGCGGAAGCAUAUUACCCAUCUCUAUCUCCGAUCUGGUACUGGCAAGUUAGGUGACCCGAAUUCUGAUUUGAACAACAUCGACUGGCGAGUAUGGCCUGCUCAAGUCAAAUUAGUCAUGUCGGCCAAGCAUGCACAAUCGAAUAUUUCUAUGAACGACACAAUGAAUGCAGAAGAUGAACAUCUCGAAUGUGAAAAUCUUGUUACUGAACGAUUGGAAGAGAUCAAUGGCAAGGUCGAGCAAUACAACAAGCAAUUGGAAGACAAACGAAGCCAAUUAAUUGGAUUUACAUCAGCCGUGGAAGACACAAUCAUUCAGUAUGUGCAACGUUAUGGCAUUAUUCCACUUCAAAUGAAAACUGAUCUCAAAAUAGCCUUGCUCAAGCAUGAUUACAAUGCUACCAUACUUCAAAGAAAAUAUGAACGGGAAAAUCCAAAUGAAUAUCAAAUUCAAGUAGCACAACGGCUAUGUACAGCGAGACAUAAACUGGAACAAUCGAAACGUGAAUUAAUCGAGUUAAAACAGCGAGUCUUCUACUACAAAUUUCCUUCUGGACUCAAAGAUAUUGGCGCAUCGCCAUCGUUAUUGACCGACUCGACAACAGCUUACAGUACUGCCCAUCAUAAACUCUUACUCGAGGAUAAACAUGAGAAAAUAUAUCAACGAGAGAAACUUGAUUCACUCGUACCACAUGUAAUUCGAGCAGAAAUCAGGUAUCAUCAAGCAGACGACAAAUUCAACGUCGAAUACACUACCAUGCUAAAUAAUCAUCGCAAUCUUGUACGAAACAAAGGAAUGACAACGGCAUUAAGUAGUUUGUUGGAACAACGUCUCAGCAAUAUUACCGAUCGAUUACGAGAUAUUCACUAUUAUCGAAUCAAUUUCCUGCUUCGCAGUUCUUAUGGUGAUCUAGAGAACACGUACAAACAAACAGAACCUAAUCAACAAGCGAACAGCAAUACAUUUCUGUCGAACGUGAUUAGUGAUACAAUGCAUGGAUUGACUAUGAAACAAAUACAACUACUCAGUAGAGGACCAUGCUACGUGCCACCGUGCCAGUCACGACUCCUGUCAUCAUCUUCCAAUCUAACAAGCACGUCAGUUGUAGACAUCGUCAAGAAACAGUAUGCACCGUUGAAACAUCAAAUAGCUGGUCUUCUUUCAAAACAUCGUAUCAAUAUUGUUUCGUCAUGGGAUAUCCAUUCAAAUCUACAUCAAAAAUUUACUGAUCUUUUUGCCAUUUCAAUUCCACACCAUGUUCAGCAACGCACCAUGUACGAGAUGAAAUUAGUUCAAUCGAUACACUCUAAUCUUAAAGUCAACAACCUUAUUCUGCAACGAACAGCCGACAAUCGGAAUACUUUCUAUAUUGGCAAUCGAAAAGAAUUCGACACGAAAGCAAACAAACACAUGGCAAAAUCAGACGAUAUCUACGAAUUCAUAGUGUCCAUUAGCGAUGGCAGCAAAGGUAUGGACGACGACGACGAUGACCUACUACAACAGCAACCACUACCACAGGAUCCCCAAUAUCUACUGAGUGGAAGAAUCGAAGCAAUCGACUUUGCAUUGGAAAUUUUGGAAAAACGGAAAGCGUUGAAUCAUGACACUAUCAGCAAGCUUACAAUCGAUCCAAACAAGGUCAAACUACCCCAUCUGUAUUUUCUACCGGAUAUUUCCAAAAAUAGCGAAAUGUCACUUGUGCCAAUAAUCGUUGCAGCUCAGAGCAUAACAUCAAACAUUGCCAGGUAUGUCAACCAACUGAUUCGGCCAUUUGCUGACGAGAAGAUGAAACCAGUGACAUUCUACAAUGAAGCGGAUUUUAUGAGAAAACUCAUCGCCUAUGCAUGUGGUCAACAUCGUCUCAAACCAACAACUCUGUUCUGUACGAUUCAUGUGACGAACUUCUAUUCGCUUGAUGAACAUCAUGCAAUGGUUGACACCAUCAUCUCUUUUUUACAAGACAAAUCAGCCAACAACAAAGUCAACCAAAUAUCCAUUAACAUCAUUAAAAAUCUCUUACAGCUCUACCUCUACAACAAUCUUUUUUCAUUCCAGAAUAAAAUUUACACUAUGUCAUUAACUGAAACCUUGGCUAACAUUUACCUGUAUGAUUGGCAAAAAUCAAUAUUGAAUCAAUGUGAAUACAAUCAAGAACUGUUCGGAAGAAAUAAAGAUCGAAUCUUUUUCACAUGGAAUCAAUCGUCUGAAAAGCUUGAUUUUUAUCUGCAGUCGCUGAGACAAAGGCAACCAAACGUUCGUUUUCGAUUAGCCAUUGGCUCAAACGUCCACUAUUGGAAUGCUUACAUCGAAAAUCGAAAGGGUGAACUCUACACUCGAGUGUACCAUGAUCCAAUGGCAUUACGUUACACAUUACCCUACGUUGUUGGUCACUCCAAAAUGCAACAUAGCGAGUGGCUUCGAUCAGCACUUCUUCGAGCCGUCUGCUAUUGUUCAUCAGCUGAAGACUUUCAUCAGGAACGCAUCUAUGUUGAAUUAACGUAUCUGGCCAAUGGCUAUUCAUUUUACUUUGUUGAAAGUCAUGUGCAACACUUCUUCGACUACUUCGAAGAUGGCGCAAUGCGAUAUCGAACAGAUCCAUCCAGUUACCACUCAUUUCGUCGACGAUGGUUUGACUACUUCGAGUUGCAAAUGCAGCGCUCAACACAACUUCAAAAAUUGAAUGAUAACAAUCAAAUGGCUCGCUUCAACUAUUACUAUGAUUACGGGCCGCGGUGUGAAUUCAAUCGAUACUUUCAUGAACUAUGGUCAAAGCAUUUUGCCUCACAUCCGACACUCUGCGAUGAGAAAUCGAAGUUUCAACUAACGACAAAACAUGUUCAUACACUCAACGCUUUGCUAUCGUCUCGAACAUAA
Molecule: messenger RNA, 3453 nt
Organism: Adineta ricciae
Lineage: Eukaryota; Metazoa; Rotifera; Eurotatoria; Adinetida; Adinetidae
Source: the annotation of a GenBank genome assembly